AUGUCUAAAGAAGAAGCCUCCACCAUCUUCAUGGGAAGUCUGUUCCAGUGUUCCAUCACCAUACAGCAAGUGGGACACAAAGAGGAUAGAGAUAGGCUCUUUUCAGUGGUGCCCAAUGCUGAGACAAGAGGCAAUGGGCAGACAGACAAACUGGAACACAGAUGGUUCCAGCACAGCCUUCCCGAAAAGGACCUGGGGGUACUGAUGGAUGAACCAGAAGAGGCAGUACCUUAUGCAGACCACCCGCCGGAGAAGCUACCUGAGCUCAGAGCAGCCACCUUUCUAUCCCUCCCACUUAAAAACGUAGGCACCAUUUUCCCGCCCCAUGAGGCACCUCCCUUCCAAGCCAGCGCCGCAGGGCGGGGAUUCAGCCGCUACAGGUUCUCGCGAGAAGAUGGUUCGCUGGCUAUUUGGGCGUCUUCUCGCGAGGCUUCGGCUGUGCUAAGGUGGAGUGUUGCUGUCGCCAUGGAGCAGCAGCUGCACAGUCCUCCCGGGCUAUCCACUAUUCUAGCGAAGACGGACUGGGCAGAGCCCUGGCUGCUGGGGCUGGCGGGUUUCCACGUCCUGUGUUUUCUCCUGACCUGCUUCUCUUUCCAACACUACCGGGUGCAAAUAGGGCACUUUCUGUGCAUGGUUUGCUUAGUGUACUGUGCUGAAUAUAUAAAUGAAUUAGCAGCCAUGAACUGGAGGAUGUUUUCUAAAUACCAGUACUUCGAUUCAAGAGGAAUGUUUAUUUCACUUGUAUUUUCAGCACCUCUACUGGUGAAUACUAUCAUAAUUGUGGUCAACUGGGUUUACAGAACUUUAAAUGUAAUGACUGAACUGAAGACACUACAGCAGAGAAUUAAAGCAGAAAAAGAUAAGAAGAAGUGAAAGUGUCCAAUACUUUUCCAUUUUUAAUUUUCAUAAUACUUGUCCAGAUAAUCAGUCCUUCUGUAUGUUUAUCGAGAAGCAGCAAUUUUUUGUCUGAUAUCUGGGACUUGUGGCUAUGGACAGUGAGGAAAGGAAGUGCCCAUAGUACAUCUGAUCUUCUUAAUGAAAUUGAGAAAACUGUGCUCACCAGGUCUUCGUAUACUUCAAUGCGAGUUAAUUCUUUUACCAUGACCAAGUCCGUUAAUAGCAUUGAGAAAGAACUUUCCAGUUUCCAUUUGCCUGUAUCUUUUUUUUUUUUUUUUCCCCCUACGAAAAACUGUGUUGAAUUGUCUUUAUCAAGUACCUAGUCUUCUGUUAAUUUAUGCCAAUGGGAGUUAUGUUGUGAAUUCAAGUAAAUGGAAGAAUUGCAUUCAGAAUACCUCAGGAAUCCAUGCUUCUGUGAAGCAUUUCACUUCUUUAUAAACCAUGUUUCAUACUUCCUUUAUAUAUUUUAUGUCAGUGGAUAGUUCUGAUACAGUAGCAUUUUAUAAAACAAAAUAUCCACAGUAUCUUAGGUUAAUUUGAAUUUUUUUAAAUCUUUCUGUAUCUCAUACAAGAUUUCACCAAAACAGUAAUUUUCAUUUUAUUUGUGUAAGUAAUUCAAAUCGUGAUUUUAAUGCUGUUGUAUAAAUACCAUUUCUUAAAACUGGAUGAAGUUUUGAUAAUCUUUCCCUUAUUUGAAGAAAAGAAUGGAAAGGGAAAAACAUUAAAAUAUUAUACAUUAUUUUGUUCAUAA
This is a messenger RNA of Meleagris gallopavo (turkey), 1648 nucleotides long. The record is from RefSeq and is a predicted model, not a curated record. NCBI's taxonomy places the organism in Eukaryota, Metazoa, Chordata, Aves, Galliformes, Phasianidae.